Clupea harengus (Atlantic herring) is the source of this 2674-nucleotide messenger RNA. It is a transcript of the gene tmem160, whose product is annotated as transmembrane protein 160. The record is from RefSeq and is a predicted model, not a curated record. Lineage: Eukaryota; Metazoa; Chordata; Actinopteri; Clupeiformes; Clupeidae.
UUGUUGAACUCGUCGAUCGUGUGAAAGGUGACGGGUCACGGAAAGGUCGUGUUUUGAUUUCCUGAACGAAAUUAUGGCCGCACUCAGCGCUAGUUGGAUAAGGUAUAGGCAUUUGCCUCGACUCACGUCUCAGUUUUGUCGUGUCCUGAGAAAUGCCGGUCCCCAGCUAUCCACCACGUCGAUGCGGAGAGUACACCGGAGUCCACGGUCGUGGGUCGUGGAGAAGGGCGCGUGGGGAAAGGCUCGUAUGCCAGAGACUCACCACCAAUUUACAGAACUGGACAAGGCGGAUGCUCUGAUGCUUCGGAAAUCCCACGAAACAGGGUUCCUGUCCUGGUUCCGGAACGGUCUGUUGGCCACAGGCAUCGGUGUCAUUGCGUUUGUGCAGAGUGACGUGGGAAGAGAGGCUGCCUAUGCCUUCUUCAUCCUGGGCGGCGUGUGUGUGUCGUUCGGCGGGGCCUCGUACGUGGGCAGCCUGCUGACGCUGCGGCGCUUCAUGCUGCUGUCGCUGCCGGCGGCGCUGCUGCAGACGGCCGUGGUGACCAGCGCCGCCCUCUUCUGGCUCUGCGCCGUCUCGCUCUACGUGGGCCGCCUGGAGGUGGAGAUCAUCCACGACGACGACGACGAGGACGACGACAUGGACGACUUUUCUGAGAGAAAGGGAUUUCAAAAAUUGAUAAUAUUAAAAACCCAUGUCCAUCUCUGCUUAGCUACAUGUGCUAAGGGUAGCGAGCUGAUCAGCUUCAUGUGCUAAAGCUAACAAGCUGAUCAGCUACAUGUGCUAAAGCUAACAAGCUGGUCAGCUACAUGUGCUAAAGCUAACAAGCUGGUCAGCUACUUGUGCUAAAGCUAACGAGCUGGUCAGCUACCUGUGCUAAAGCUAACGAGCUGAUCAGCUACAUGUGCUAAAGCUAACAAGCUGGUCAGCUACCUGUGCUAAAGCUAAGGAGCUGAUCAGCUACAUGUGCUAAAGCUAACAAGCUGCAUGAAUGUUAGCGCGGCUCCAGCGCUCCGCCCUAAGCACUUAACGAGACCCACAGCAUGGCACUCAACGAGACACACAGCAUGGCACUCUAUGAGAUGCACAUUUCCCACCAAAGGCCCAGCAUGGCACUCUAUGAGAUGCACAUUUCCCACCAAGGGCUCUCCGUAUGCAUUGACAAUGACAGUCCACGUAUAUACACGCGUCAACGAUGACAAUAACAGUGGUGUUUCUAUGGAUAGGCGUGCGUGCGUGUGUGUGUAAAAUAUCAAUGUAAUCCGACUGUGAGUGACUGCCUGCAGUGUAUAUUUUUCCAGCUGUAUGUUUUCAUGUGUGGAGAUGAGAAUGAUGAAUAGCCAAUCAGGUAUGGAGUUGUGUGGCUGAGUGGCCAAUCAUGAGAGGUGUCCUGGACAUGUAGCUAAUCACAGUUAUGUGUGUGCUAAUUGUCAGAUAAUGUGUGAAUAGUUGUUCACACACACACACACACACACAAACACACAUACACUAAUUGUGUGUAGUCAUGUGUGUGAAUUGUCAGGUGAUUUGUGGAUAGCCGUAUAGCAGUUUAACAUGAUGGCAGAAGUGCUGUAGUUUCUUCUUUACCUUCUCAGGUAAUCUACCUGCCAGUUGACAACAGAUCUAAAAACAACCAUUUAAGUACUUGAAAUAUAGAUUUAUUUUGUUUGUGAGAGUUUGGAUUAUUAUUAUAUUUGAUUUGCAUUCUGAAAGUUGUCAUUUCUUAAAAAAAAAACAUUGAAAAGAAGCUCUUUGAAGAAGGGUUAUUUUUUACAAAAAAAAAAAGAAAAAGAAAAAGGAUAAAAACGUCCAGAUGAAUAUUAGUGGUGACUCUUAGUGAGCUGGAGGGGCGUGGCUGCCACCCUGGAGGCCUGCUACCUCUGGCCCAGACCAGGGCCACAUCAGGGCCACAUCUGGGCCGGAUCUGAACCGGCUCGAGGUCCGAUCAAGAUCCAACAGUCAGCCAUUCUUUGGUUUGAAGCUUAUGUCCUCCUGAUGCUCUUCGAUCUGAUGAGACGACGUGGACACCUAGAGCUGUAGAGGUCGUGUUUAUAUGCACACUGAAUCUCCAGAGUAGUGUGUGCAGGGACAGUAGAAUCAUUUAACAAACCUUACAGUUUACCUGUGUUUACUUUACCUUGACUCAACGCAUGCUGCACUUCUAGUUAUUUCACGACGAGUAAAUGUGCCUGUCAUUCUGUGCCAUCUGUAGAGAAAGUUGGCACUCAGAUAGACAUUAGUUGGCUAGCUGUUAUUCAGACUGAUCACUUGUUUGCUCUGAGUAGUGCCAUCCUUAGGUAAGACAUGGUGGUGAUGCAUGUAGCCAACAGCAGCAAGGCAUUGUGGGUCAGAUCUGCUGUGUAUGUGGAUACACCAUGCAAGUCCAUUGGCUGUGUGCUGGCACUAGUGAAUAGGCAGUUCAAUAGUGAAGCAAUGUUUGUGUGACUCUGUGUCUCUGUGUGUCAGAAUCAAAAGUGUGUCUUGGGGUUUUGUUAUAUAUUCACUGUAGCCUUUUUUGUUGUUGUUUGUUAUGUUUAUUUUCUGUCUUUUUUUUUCUUUCUUCUUGAGCUUUCAUGAUCAGAAUGAUGAUUAAUCUUGUGCAUCUGUGAAAAGAGUCUCCUGUUAUUUGUAGUUGUGUUCAAUGUGAAAUAUUGCCAUAAACACAGCUGAACUUGA